Messenger RNA from Thalassophryne amazonica, 2291 nucleotides. RefSeq names its product SRY-box transcription factor 18 (gene sox18). NCBI's taxonomy places the organism in Eukaryota, Metazoa, Chordata, Actinopteri, Batrachoidiformes, Batrachoididae. The record is from RefSeq and is a predicted model, not a curated record. Bases 374 to 2164 code for a protein of 596 amino acids. Gene Ontology annotation, molecular function: RNA polymerase II cis-regulatory region sequence-specific DNA binding; DNA-binding transcription factor activity, RNA polymerase II-specific. Gene Ontology annotation, biological process: lymphangiogenesis; angiogenesis; vasculogenesis. The transcript is spliced from 2 exons.
AACUUCCAACAAGUGCAGACAGACGGAGAGACGGCGAGUCUGAAAGGCCGAGCGACAGAGGGGGACCGACAAACCGCUGCACCACACACUCCAAACAAGAAGGAUUGUUUUCAGGGGGAACAUCCGGAACCACAACCCGUCUACUUUUCUCCAUCACCUCCUCCUCUCACAGCUCCAUGCUUUGUUUUGGGAUUUGGGAUCCAAAUCCGUCACAUUCCCCUCUCAGUCUGUCAGGCUUCUCUCAUCCUGUAAAUUUUGAGUUACAGAUUUGUUCCAGAACUUUAGAACCCAUCAAACUGAAACAGACGUUUGCAGAAUUCCUGUUGGACUAAAUCAAUCAAACGGAACCUCUGAACCCACCUCAGGUUCUGGGAUGAAUUUAUCAGAGUCCAGCUUGUGCCAAGAGACUCUUCUGUGCUCCAGUCGGGUGUCCCUCAGGGAUCCCUGGACAUCUGGGACCCCGAGUUCUGCCUCUGACUCGGAAAUGGGUUUUGAGCAGAAUCUGUCGGAAGACUGCAGAUCACCUGAUGGCCUCAGGCUCGGACCCGGGACCAUGAGCGCAGCAGAAGCGAGGAUCGGUUCCUGUCAAGGCGUUUUAGGGGGUCAGAGUGUGGAUCUGGACCGAGCAGGAGGUGUGUCUGCGGGAACGGGUGCUGACGGGAAGAACACCGGCGGCGAGCAGAAGAUCCGCAGGCCCAUGAAUGCCUUCAUGGUCUGGGCUAAAGAUGAGAGGAAACGGCUGGCUCUGCAGAACCCUGACCUGCAUAACGCCGUCCUCAGCAAGAUGCUCGGUCAGUCAUGGAAGGCCUUGAGCACUGUAGAGAAGCGUCCAUUUGUGGAGGAAGCAGAGCGUCUGCGUGUCCAGCACCUCCAGGAUCACCCCAACUAUAAAUACCGUCCACGGCGCAAGAAGACCACUAAAAAGCUCAAGCGUGUCGAAGCUGGGGUUCUGCUCCACAGCCUAUCCCAGGGAGGAGCAGCCGGCUUCGGAUUAGGGCCUGGGGUCAACCAGUUGGGUGUUGAAAGGGCCUCUGGAGGAUCCACUUAUGGGCAGUCAGGAGGUACUCACCCUCCACACCACCAUCACCCUCACCACUUGCUGCCUCCUCUGGGUCACUUCAGAGAGCUGCAGGCCUCUGGAAAUCCAGAGAUGGAAAGCUAUGGCUUACCCACUCCAGAGAUGUCUCCUCUGGAUGUUCUGGAAGAUGGAGGCAGGGAGUCUAUGUUUUUUCCUCAGCAUAUCCAAGAGGAUGCUGGAAUAGGAGGUUGGAGUGGAUACCACCACCAUCCUUACCCUCAUAACCGUCAUUACAGCCACCACUACAACAACCACAGUCACCAGACCUCCAUACAUGGGCCAGCAGCUCAGAGUCACUCUUCAAAAAUGCACAUCUGUGACACUUUAGGGUCCAGUAUGAAUUCUAGUCCAGGUGUAAGCUCCAGAAUUGACAGCCGAAUGAGUUCUCUUGACAUGACUUCUACCAUGAGUUGUAAUCCUUCGAGUCUGAACUCAGAUAACUCCAGGUUGAAUCCUGCUCACAUUGCCUUAAGUUCUCCUGUGAAGUGCCCAGUGCCUUUUCCCAACUCCUCUUCUCCUCUUUCCUACCCUCAGCCUGCCAUCAACCACUUUGAACCCAUCAAAAACCACCAAUCACCCCUGACUACCCCACACGUCGGCUACUUCAGCCAGCUGUGCGCGAGUCGGACCACAAACCCUGCACACUUCACAUCAUCUCACCUGGGACAGCUUUCACCUCCUCCUGAAAGUUCUCCCUCAUCCUGCACAUCCUCCUCCAUCCCAACAUCAACCUUCCUUUCUCCUGUGCACUUAGACUCUUCAAAUCCAGAAUCCUCCAGCCAUUUAGGAUCUUCUUCUGCUGAGUUUUGGUCUGAAGUGGACAGACAUGAAUUUGAUCAGUAUGUCAAUGAUCGGAAUCGAGAGGAGGUCUACGGGCUGGGCGGGGGCUGUGGAGGCAGGUAUAAAGUCCUGGGUGUGUGUGGGAGCAGUAGCAUAGCUAGUAGCAUUAAUAGCACUGUUAUUAAUAGGGAUGUCACCAGCAUUAUGAGCAUUUGUAGCGGGUCUGAAGAUGUUAGUAGUCCUCUUAUAUCAGCUCUGUCUGAUGCCAGCAGUGCCGUCUAUUACAGUGCCUGUAUCACUGGAUAAAGUCUUCUCUCUUUUAUUCCAGAUCCAGUUUGGUUGAUCUCAUGUGGAGUAACCCCACCUAGCAGUCAUCGUUAAUUCUUACUUUUCUCUCAAAUGAUGCUAAAAUAGUAUAAAUUAUAUAUUUUUA